Messenger RNA from Alternaria metachromatica, 1101 nucleotides. RefSeq lists its product as uncharacterized. The coding region runs from base 1 to 1101 and encodes 366 amino acids. Gene Ontology annotation, biological process: transport. Gene Ontology annotation, molecular function: transporter activity. The record is from RefSeq and is a predicted model, not a curated record. The transcript has 3 exons. NCBI's taxonomy places the organism in Eukaryota, Fungi, Ascomycota, Dothideomycetes, Pleosporales, Pleosporaceae.
AUGCUCAGAGCGAGAAACCAUCUCGAGCGGCGCGAUGACUCUAAGACAUGUCCAUUGGAAGAUGCUCAUGGUCCACAGAUCAUUCCCUUCAUCGGCAACCUCACAUUCCACCAAUUCGCAACGAUCUUAUCCGGUGCCUGUGCCAUCCUCAGCACACUGAUCGUCGGGGCAUUGAUCGCACUUCACGCCUUCAACUACUCGAACCCCGUACAACAACGACAGAUCAUCAGGAUCAUGCUUUUGAUACCAUGGGUCGCCCUUUUCUCUUUCCUGGUUGUCUGGCGAAGCGACAUUGGAGAAUACCUAGCCCCUUCACUCGAUUUUGGUUGCUCGAUCGCACUUUCGUCGUUCUUACUGUUCAUGUGCGAUCUUGUCCUAUCGCAUCAGGAAGGAUUCGAUGGGUUGUUUGGAGAGGGAGCCAAAGCCAAGGGCGCGCUCAAAGUGAAUGGUCCAAUGUGGCUCAAGCGUACCUGGUACGGCGUACUCCAGUUUAUACCGACUAGCAUCGUCAUAUGGAUCUCCACAGCAGUUACCCUCGCUACUGGUACCUACUGCAAGCAAUCUAACGACGUGCACUUCGCCCAUCUCUGGCUCACGAUACUCAUUGGCUACACUACAACGGCCGCUAUCGUUUGUUCACUAAGGUUCUACAAGAACAACAAGAAGUUGCUACAGAAGCAUCGGAUCAUACUCAAACUGGUUACAUUCAAGGGCAUCCUCGGUCUGAAUUUUCUCCAAUCGUUCAUCAUUUCGCUGCUUGCAGGCCACGGAAAGCUUGAACCUACAAAGUACAUGACGUACCAUGAUGUCAAUAAUGGUCUUGCGUCACUCAUCCUCGCCUGCGAAAUGCCACUUUUCGCCGUACUUUUGCUCUUUGCAUUCUCGCCAUUACCGUAUAAGCAACACGGCAGUCCUGCCGCUGGACCACUCAAUGCCAUCGUCGAUGCGUUCAACCUCUCAGAUCUACUGUCAGCGUUCUAUCGAGGCCCUAUGAGAUUGGUCAGGGACCAACAAACACAGAUCAGGCGGCAGGACAGUGUCAGGAUUGCAUUGGUCUCCUCCAGUGAUGAGGAGGAGAGGAGAGGCCUCUCCGUCCCGUAA